This is a messenger RNA of Adineta ricciae, 861 nucleotides long. NCBI's taxonomy places the organism in Eukaryota, Metazoa, Rotifera, Eurotatoria, Adinetida, Adinetidae. The record is from the annotation of a GenBank genome assembly.
AUGUUCAACAGUAAUGCACUUUACUUCAUUUCCGCUGUUGCCAAGCAACGGAGAAUUUUAUCGAUGUCUGACAUUACAUAUCCGUCAAUGGAUACAAAUAAUCUCGCACAAUGUCUUCUACGUGCAGAGAAAUCGAUCGAAUUUCUUCAGAACCAACAUUCAGCAACAUUAGCCGAUCUUCAUCAAGAAUUAAAUAAAUGGCAACGAAAGUACAACGAUCUUACGUUUCAAUUCACCCUGAAUAACACGGAGGUUAAUGCAUAUAACCAAAACAAAGCGCAUUCUACUAUUGAGCAAUUAGAGAAUGAAUUGUUACGAAGUCGAAAUCGAGUGAAAACUCUAAAUCGAAUUGUAGAAGAAAAAGAGAAACUUGUUAAUGAUUACAGAAAUCGUUUGCAAAUUCUUGAACAAAAACAAGCAUUAGAAUUGUAUAAGCAGCGUUCAGCAUCAAGCACACGAAACAGUCGUUAUUCCGCUCGCGAUAAACAAGAACAUAUAUGUCAUUGUAUACGUCUCGGUCAACUGAUUUUACCGAAUAAACCCAAAGCAUUUAAAAAUAUCGAUGACCAGCGACAUGUUAUCAGUCACACACGUUCAUCAUCGGUUACUAAUCGAACGAAUUCGAACCAUGAGAGAACAAAAACUUUAUAUAUUGGUCAACGUUCAUCACCAUCACAGCCAAUAGAUAGACAAACAUUACCAAAACAGCAACGGUAUUUGUUUGCUACUCCGAAUGAAAAUAUCGCAACGACUAAAAUCGUCGCGUCGCGAUCAACAAUGAAAUUCUCUACUAUUCUUCCACCUAUUACAAAUAAGAAAGCGCCACUCAAAGCAACAUUAUCCUGUGAAGGCGAAGCCUAA